This is a messenger RNA of Macrosteles quadrilineatus (aster leafhopper), 1179 nucleotides long. RefSeq names its product protein snakeskin (gene Ssk). The record is from RefSeq and is a predicted model, not a curated record. Bases 51 to 533 code for a protein of 160 amino acids. Gene Ontology annotation, biological process: septate junction assembly. NCBI's taxonomy places the organism in Eukaryota, Metazoa, Arthropoda, Insecta, Hemiptera, Cicadellidae. The transcript is spliced from 3 exons.
UACACCAGUGAACUCCAAAGUACCACAGUGUGUCACGUACAACCUCCAACAUGCCGAGUAUAGCGUCAAUAGCAACCAUCGUCAUCAAAGUGGUCAAAUUGAUCAUCAACAUAAUCAUCUUGUUGAUGUAUCGAUUUGGCUACGGCGGAGCAUUCUUGGGUGUUGGUGGAACAUGGAACCUAAACGAAGAGAAAAAUCCCGACGCAGAAAUAAUAGCAUCGGGAGUAUUUGUGGGUUUCUUCAUCUACACAACCGUCACUUUGAUAUCUUACUGCUUUGGAACAACAGGGCAGAAAAAGACCCUUGUGGAUAUCAUCAUGAACUUUGUGGGCACCGUGAUGUUCGUGGCGGUCGGAGGAGUGGCGCUACACUAUUGGACCGGCUACCAGAACGAACACAAAUACGUGACCGUCAGUAGUGAGAAGCAGAUCGGAAUCGCCGUUGGAUGUCUAUGCAUAGUCUCUGGAGCUAUCUACUUGGUCGAUACAGUCCUUUCUGUAAUACACUUCGCUAAGGACUUUGACUUCAAGUGAUAAAUUAAGUCCUCUAUAGACAUUGAUUAGAAGACUUCAACGGAUCCACUUAUUGGUGGUAUUUGCUACAAAUUCACUGAAGACUUUUCUAUUGUCUGCACCCCACGCUUAAUCCAUUCAUGGGGACGAUUCACUAAAUGUAUUACUUAUCCUAUAAGUUUUAUAAAUACAGUGGAACCUUUAUAAGACCCUCGAUAACAAGUCGCCCUUGAUAACAAGUGUCAUUUUCAAAACCCUUAAAAUUAUUCCACCCCUAAUCACACAUUAUUACAAACCUCGAUAAGAAGUCAACCUUAACAAGUCUUAUAUUUUACAAUCCCCACGAGAGUCUUGUUAUCAAGGUUCUACUGUAUUUCAAAUUAUGUUGAGUUUUAAUCAUUUUAAAUUGAAAACUAAUUUUACGGCUGAUUUUGGUACUGAAAUAUUUCUUAAAUUUGAAUUUAGUUGAAAAAAUAGCAUACACUACAAAACGCUUUUAAAGAUUUUGUAAAUAUCAUACAUAUUGUUGUUACAGUAUGAAUAUAGUGAUAAUUUAGUUGAUCCCAAGUACUAUUUCACAUUAAAUCCAUUUGUGGUAUGGUUUUUGUCAAAUUCAUUUAGUAAAAGAAAAAAUUUAACUUUCAGGAAAGGUUUAUCAAACUGAAAU